Molecule: messenger RNA, 1367 nt
Organism: Cyphomyrmex costatus
Lineage: Eukaryota; Metazoa; Arthropoda; Insecta; Hymenoptera; Formicidae
Gene: Fer3HCH
Product: Ferritin 3 heavy chain homolog
Exons: 3
Coding region: 1-510 (169 amino acids)
Biological process (GO): intracellular iron ion homeostasis; iron ion transport
Cellular component (GO): cytoplasm
Molecular function (GO): ferrous iron binding; ferric iron binding
Source: RefSeq, a predicted model, not a curated record
AUGAGCCUGGUGCGGCAGAGCUUCCACGAGGAGUGCGAGGACGCGCUCAACAAGCAAAUCAAUCUGGAGCUAUACGCCAGUUAUGUCUAUCUGUCCAUGGCGUACUACUUUGACAGAAGUGAUGUCGCGUUGCCGGGUCUGUAUAAGUAUUUCAAGAAGGCGUCAGACGAGGAACGCGAACAUGCCAUGAAAUUUCUGACAUAUCAGAACAAACGAGGUGGCGACGUCGUGCUGACGGACAUCCAGGCGCCGUCCAGGAGGAACUGGAACAGCGCGAAAGAUGCUAUGAUGGAGGCUCUACAGCUAGAGAAGAGAGUAAAUCAGAAGUUGCUCGAGCUUCACGGGAUCGCUUCGACACACAACGAUGCGAAUUUUAUGGAUUUUCUAGAGACUGAAUACCUGCAGGAGCAGGUGGACGCGAUAAAGGAGAUCGCCGAUCACGUGACGAAUCUGGAGAGAGUCGGGGAAGGCCUCGGUGUUUUCAUCUAUGAUAAAGAGUUAAAAGAUUAAGACAACAAAUAAUAUCAUAUCUAAAAUAUUUGCCAAAAUAAUUAAAUGAAUAAAAUAACGAACAUUUAAGUGUAGGGGAUUUUAGAUAUCCCUACAAAAUGUUAACAGAGAAUGUCAGCAGAUUUGAUCAGAAAAUCUCAGCAGACAUCACCUGCAAUUGCAUUUUCCUUCCGUUUUGUCGAACAGAAUUAAUUACCUGCACAGAACAUCUAUUGGAGACAUCCAGACUUGAUUUCAAUCUGAUGAAAAUUCUGUUUGAUUUCUGCCACCAGUUUGCUCGCAUAAAAUAACAACAGGUCUUAUCAAAUUUUCAUAACAGCAAUUUGUAGACAUUAUUAGAUAUUACAGAUUUUAUAAAAUUUAUUAUUGCCUUUCUGGUACCAGAAUGUAUAACGAACUCUGCUCAAAAUUUAUCUGUUCAGAUUUGGCUGACAUGAGUAAAUUAUAUCGCGAGAAUGCAACGUUGAUUCGCAUAUAUAAUAAAUUCGAUAUUAAUAAAAAUAUUUAUAUUGAGAGAGAAAAACAUCUAGAUAUGCUGUAUAUGAAUAGAUAGGCGAGGAAAUGUUUCAUGCGUAUAUUAUUGUUCGUAUUUGCAGUUUUGCACUCCGAUUGCAGAGGAAGAGAUAUAUAGAGUUGAUAUUAAGGAGUUUUCCAACAAGGAAUACAAGUGACAUAAAGUGGCACAGUGUUCAAUAUAAUGCUAUUCAAUAAUAAUACAAUACGGUACAAAUAUAUAUACAUAACUAAAAAGCUGGAAUUGUUUAUCAUGCAUGGUAAAUGUGCAUGGCUAUUAACUAUUUAGAACAAAUAAAAAAUUUCAAUGUGCUGUAAAAAAAUUUGACAGCCUUUAAACAACA